GUUAGGCUCAAACAAUUGGCGCCCACCGUGGGGUCAAGUAGAGAAGCAAAGAAAAAUCCCAAAGAAAAUUAACCUAUGGCAGAGCACAACUCCAACUCACCUGACGAAUCAACCCCGAUCAAGGCCAUGACCAACGCAAGGGAAUUCGCGGUAGCCAGCAAUCUCAACAUGGUGCUCUUAGAAGAGGAAGAGCCCGAGCUCACAGCCAGAGAAAUGAGACAGCUGAUGGCGAAGCAGAACGACGUCAUAGCCAACAUGCAGAAACAGAUAAGCAGGUCAUGGCGCUCAUGAUGAGCAAAGAGGUCGCGGCAACAGCGGGCGCGACACCAUCCGCGCCAUGGACAGUCCUACCUGCGCAACCCGCGCACGAAGCGCAACAAGUCGAGCUCACAGCAAGCGCGACACCAGUCGCGCCCCAACAAGCCCGCGGAGAAACGUCGGGAACGUUCCCGCAAUUACACCUCGUGCAUGAAACACAGCCAGCUGAACCUCCAGGAAGGGCGGAUCUCAGCUUUCUAGAGCAACACCUAUCUCCGCAAUACCGACUCAGCGCGCCCAAGAAGGAGCUCCACCAGCCGCUGAGCGCGGAAAUCAUGGCGGAACACCUGAGCGGAAUGCCACCCGCCCUCCCGACAUACAACGGGACGACCGAUCCCGAAGAUCACGUGAGCACUUUCUGCCUGCGGAUGCAGCUCCAGACCAACUCCAACGCGACACUAUGCCGA
Molecule: messenger RNA, 725 nt
Organism: Linum trigynum
Lineage: Eukaryota; Viridiplantae; Streptophyta; Magnoliopsida; Malpighiales; Linaceae
Source: the annotation of a GenBank genome assembly